UCGAUAUGGCAGCGCAGGCGCAUCAAAUCCGCAAGGGACGGAACCGGACCCACGUGGGCACUCGAUCGCGUCUGUAGCAACGCGCGCACCCCAGCCCGCCAUCUUUCUCACCACUUGCACCGGUUCCCGUUCUUCACUUCUGCCCCAAGGGCUAAUUCUACUUGCACUUCCUGUCUUUCGGUUCCGACAGGCUUGCAGUCACUCGUUUUUCAUGACACUCGCUCUCAACAAUGAUCUUCGCAAUUGAGAAGUGCUUGUGGCUCGUCCUGCUGCUCGCAGUCUUUGUGGCGGCGGCUCCGACUCCGGCGGAAUUUGGCAUUACCAAUCUGCUUCAGCCCGAGGCUGAAUCGACCUCUCCCUUCGCGGUUUACGGUGCGGGUGUAAAACCUUUCGGCAACCUGGCGAAUCCCUCGAAGGAUGGCCAAUUUUCCUCCGGAGACGACCCCUUCGCGGCCGUUUCAGAGACUACACCAGUGUUUCCGACAGGAAGCUCACCGAAGUCCGAAGAGAAUGCGACGUCCGCCCAUUUCAGCACUGCCGCAAUAUCAUCGCAGACUCAGAGCGCCGGCGCGACAAGCGCGGUUCGGUCGGACACUUUUGUGAGCGACUCUACGACGCCUCCCGCGUCCGCUGCCUCCAAGGCACCCUCCAGCUCGGUCCCUCCGUCAUCGGUGACGUCUUUCGCGCCUACACAGUCGUCCUCUUUGGCCUCAGUGUCGUCCGGUAGCAGCGCGGCAGAAUCGUCGGCCUCUGCGGUCUCGAACCAAUCGGUCGGGACUAGUGCAGUAGCGUCAAGCUCAGCUGAUCCGUCAAUUUCGUCCGUCACAGCUACUUCGUCGGUGCUAUCUACAUUUGCUCCCGCGCCGUCGAGUUCGUCGUCGCAAGCCGCGAGUUCCGUUCCGUCGCCGUCAUCGUCCGACACCUCCAUUCCCUCCGGCUCGUCCUCGUCUUCUCCUUCUGUUACUGCUUCCGGUGCAUCCUCUCUGGUAUCAUCAUCUGCGUCGUCCGCGACGUCGUCUUCAGUGUCGAGCACUGCAUCCUCAUCCGCACCAUCGCUGUCUGUAUCAUCUACCGUUGUCUCUACCUCACUCUCUCAAUCUGUCUCGGCUGUAUCCUCGUCUGUGUCAGCAACAUCCUCCGUCUCCGCGUCCAGUUCAGCCUCUACGUCACUUGCUUCUUCAUCAGCCGUGCUGACUUCCUCUGGAACCAUCGCCUCGUUGUCGGCUUCUGCGUCGGCGUCGACGUCGGACACAGUAACAGCUGUAUCUUCGUCAAUUACGCAGACGUCUUCGGUAGGCAAUUCGACUGCACCAUCGUCCUCGGUUCCUGCAUCCUCGGCUUCUUCGUCAUUCACGUCCUCGUCGGGAGGCAACGCCACGGCUUCCAGUUCUAUUGCAACAUCAUCUGUGACUUCUGUCGUUGCUACUUCCUCAUCCAUUUCGACGGGCAACGCGACUGCUUCUCGCACCGUUCUAUCUACGACAGGAACACCCACGACCUCCUCGUCCGCGUCAUCUCCGACUGCAACAACCGGCCCGUCGGAGAUUGCAGCCUACCUGGAUGCGCACAAUUCCUACCGUGCCGAGUACGACGCCGCCGCCCUCACGUGGUCUACCGAACUGCAGGCGGCCGCGCAGGGCUAUGCCGACAGCUGCCAGUUCGCGAACCCCGCUGGCGCGCUGGGUGCUGUGGGCACGAACCUUGCGGCGGGCACGGGAAUGUUUGACCCGACGGCGGCUGUGACGCUGUUCAUGAGCGAUGCGUCCACGUACGAUCCGGGGAAUCCGACGUUCUCGCACUUCACGCAGGUCGUGUGGAAGAACACGACGGAGCUGGGGUGCGCCGCGGCUGUGUGCGAUAGUAUAUUCGACGAGCCGGCGACGUAUCAUGUCUGUGUGUACGCGCCGACUGGUAACGUCAUUGGGCAGGCGCAGCAACACGCGGGCACGUGCAUUCACGGACGCGUCUGUGGCGGGGCGCGAUCCAAUCUGGAUCGGAGCGCGAAUCUGGAGUAUGGCUCUCCGAGCCAGUUGCAGCAAUUACCCUUGUCUACUCAGUCAAAGAUCCGGUCAACUCAGAUCCUCACAUCCCUGCCUCAAAUCAUAUCUGAGCUUGUCCAAAACUCACUUGAUGCUGACUGCGAAGACUGGGCAUGUUGGGUCCGUGAUGACGGAAGCGGCAUUGGGAGAGACGACUUCGAUGCGCUAGCAAGUGGUGGUCAAGCCGUCCGGUAUAGUACGUCGAAAGCGUACUCACCCGCGUCGUUAGAUGAGGUUUCCACAUUCGGCUUCAGAGGCGAAGGGUCUCUCAUCGACGCAACACUGAAUUCUUGCGUAAAGGAAGGUGCGACACUAUAUCACGGCCCAUCGCUGAGAUGGCGAAGAGAGUCUCCGGGCACGGUUGUCUCCGUGCGCGACGCAUUUUAUAAUACGUUCCCACCCGUCAACUGCCAGGACACUGGAUUCAUACGGCGAGAUAUCGAGACAUUCGCUUUAAUGUUCCCGGACGUACACUUCUCCGUGGAGAACGUCCAUAAAACCAGGCAUGGCACGAGUGGAUCGGGUAAAGUAAUGAUCGUGCCUAAGACAGGUUCGACAGUAGCGACUUUUCGUCAUCUGUACGGCCGCGCCUUGGCAGAGCAUGUAGAAGAGCUUCAUGAACAAAUGGAAGACAUGAGGUUGGAAGGUUUCCUCAGCCUGGACGGGUCACCCUCAAAGACAUAUCAGUACUUAGACAUAAACAGACACCUCAUGUCGCCUUGUGACUUGCAUCGCGUCAUUGAGAGCAAGUUCUCCAGAAGCACUUUCUCGAAGCAUGCAUUUGACGAGGAAGGAGAAAUGAGCCAGCCCCGAUCUGGUACACGACGUUCGCCACGCAAGUCUGAGAAGAAACCCGUCUAUGUGUUGAACUUGACGAUUCCGCCACGACAAGUAGACAACUGCCUCGAGCCAGCCAAGGCGGCAGUGCAUCUACAGAGCAGCGAAGCGGUCUCUGCCUUUUUGUCCUCUGUUGUCGAAGUCUUUCUAGUCCGACAUGGUUUCCUCCACCCGACGAUACCUAAGCCACGUCAGGCCCGAGAGUACACCAACAGUCCUACGCCUAAGAAGAGAAGAGUGUUGCGGUCCUACGACAAGCAUAUCGAUAUGCCAGAGGUAGCCGGGUCUUCGAAGGACGUUAAAGUCCGCAGUAACAAUCACCCUCGAAGAGCCUCACCGCUUGUCUUGGUGCCCACUGCUGACACCGGUGAUGCUGUCGAUGUUCCGGAGACCAUGUGGACAGACCCCGCAAAUGGCGAAACGUUCAUCGUUGACACGCGCACUGGCAACUCGUAUCCCUUGCAUUCACGCACGGCGGAAGAGAGCGGCGAAGGAUCACAGGGAAGAAGAAUAGUCCGGACGACUGGCCGCCGGGGGUUGACGCAAAGAAAUGCCGGAAUGGAUCAGAAGCGCUCUCGAGAUGUUGAUACCGCCGUUGACGAAGAAGCAGUAGGCGUGCGCACUCGGGUACUUCAGCCUCCUACCCCGGUCCUCCUCACUCGACGUGAGGUGGACGGAUACGUAACGAAGAGGUCCGAGAAGCGUUCCGACGUUGGGGUAUCACCUUCUCGGCCAACGACGAUCCUGGUGCCGGAGCUUCUCGCUGGUGAUGAACUUCGGGAUCUCGUCAAGGGCUACAUAGCCAAGCUAGACACGGAAGGGGCGCCGACGUCGACACCUGCGUUCCGCGCGAUGGACCGUGAGGACGAGGAGCCAACGACAACAUGUGGUGGCAGAAGGCGAUGCGGUGGUGUCCCCACGAGCUGCACGAGCUGGUCAACUCCAAAGCUUGUCGAGGAGCUAGCAUGUUCAACGACACCUUGACCCACGCACAGUGCACUCGCCUUGUCCAUCAACUGGCACAGACCGCACUUCCGUUCCAGUGUGCGCAUGGAAGGCCGUCUCUUGUGCCUCUGACUGAGAUCGGUUCUAGCCAGGAUGGAGCUGGCCGAAAUGUACAAGGGAGCGUACGUGCAAGGGUCAUAGACUGGGCGGCGUAUGUGCAAUAGCUCCGAACGGAGCGGUGUAUAAGACAUACGAAGGUCUCGACGCCGAUCCUUUUUCAUCGUCAGUGGAACAAGUCUUCAGACUCUGCAUGAUCAAUGGCGGCUGCGACCAUGGCCAGAUGCUAGGGCACAAAUGUGCGUGGUCAGAGCGUAUAGCAGGAC
This is a messenger RNA of Fomitopsis serialis, 4204 nucleotides long. RefSeq lists its product as uncharacterized. Gene Ontology annotation, molecular function: ATP-dependent DNA damage sensor activity; mismatched DNA binding; ATP hydrolysis activity. Gene Ontology annotation, cellular component: mismatch repair complex. The record is from RefSeq and is a predicted model, not a curated record. NCBI's taxonomy places the organism in Eukaryota, Fungi, Basidiomycota, Agaricomycetes, Polyporales, Fomitopsidaceae. The transcript has 21 exons. Gene Ontology annotation, biological process: mismatch repair. Bases 231 to 3860 code for a protein of 1209 amino acids.